Osmerus eperlanus (European smelt) is the source of this 841-nucleotide messenger RNA. It is a transcript of the gene manbal, whose product is annotated as mannosidase beta like. Lineage: Eukaryota; Metazoa; Chordata; Actinopteri; Osmeriformes; Osmeridae. Gene Ontology annotation, cellular component: membrane. The transcript is spliced from 3 exons. Bases 194 to 451 code for a protein of 85 amino acids. The record is from RefSeq and is a predicted model, not a curated record.
CGGAAGCGGAUGGAAUUUCAUUCACCUCACUUCCGACACAACAUCUUAGGUUCCUUUUGUGUGUUUUUGCACUCUAAAAAGCUAUAACGUACCGUCUGAUACAUUCAAUGCUUUAGUCUACUUGUGUAGACCUACAAGGAGUGCAAAUUAAUCAUAGCUCUGACUACAAAACGUUAGCUCCAAGGGCAGGAUCAUGUCAGCGGAGCUGGACCUGUCACCCCCGGAGGUUCCUGAGCCGACCCUGCUAGAAAGCCUGCUCCGCUAUGGUCUGUUCCUGGGGGCUAUCUUCCAACUAAUAUGCAUCCUGGCCAUCAUAAUACCAUCUUCGAAGACACACGAACAGGAGUCUGAGGCUGGAGAUGGGAAACCCGCAGAGCCCAACAAGAAGGCUAAAGGACCUGCGCCUCAGAUUCGCCAGAAACUAAAGAAAGAGAGCAAGAAGAAGCGAUAGAGUGUUUGUGUGUGUGUGUGUGUGUGUGUGUGUGUGUGUGUGUGUGUGUGUGUGUGUGUGUGUGUGUGUGUGUGUGUGUGUGUGUGUGUGUGUGUGUGUGUGUGUGUGUGUGUGUGUAAGAACAUGAGAGAAAGAGAGUGCUUGUUUGUAUCUUCAGUGGUACGUAGAAUGUUAUUGUUCAUCAUCAUAAUCCUGUAAAUGUACUGUUAUUGGGGUUUGAAAAAAUAACCACAAGUUCCAGUAGAAUGACAGUCAACUGGUGCUCCAAACAAAGUCCUUAUGGCAUAGACAUUAUACAUCUUAAAUGUGCAUUUUACCUUGAAUUAUGGUUGUAUUAUAUGCAUACUCUGAAUUCCUAUGUAUGGUCAUUAAACAUUGGAAAUCACAAAU